AUGGCAACGUCUCGAGCGGCUAAUCUUGUGGAGAAGGCCAUGAGUCACGAGAAAGCCGCAAUCACCACCGGUAUCACCAAUUACUCUGCCGAUGACUAUGGAGACCCUGAUCACAAGAUGAAAGCUCUCAUGUGGCAGGGGAAGGGUUUUGAGACAGUGAAACCAAAGAUCAUCGAUGAUGCAGAUAUCAUUCUGAAAGUGACUGGCAGCACGGUUUGUGGCAGCGAUUUGCACCUGCUCCAUGGCACUAUUCCGGAACUCCAAAAGGGUGAUAUCCUGGGCCACGAGUUUUGUGGCAUUGUCGAGAGCGUGGGACCCGGCAUCAAGAAGAUCAAGGUUGGCGACCGUGUCGUCGUAUCCUUCCAGAUCGCAUGCGGCGAAUGCUACUACUGCAAGCAGAAGCUCUCGUCUGUGUGUGAGCGGACAAAUGCGAACCAGCUUUCCAAUUCGAUGUAUGGGCGUCGGACGGCUGGUAUUUACGGAUAUUCUCACAUCACGGGAGGCUUCGCUGGCGGGCAGGCCGAAUUCGUCCGCGUUCCUUACGGCGAUGUGAACUGCCUCAAGCUGCCCGAUAAUGUUCCUGAUGAGAAAGGACUCUACCUGUCUGACGUGCUGUGUACUUCGUGGAACGCAGUUACUGAUACAGGCGUCACGCAGGGCGAUACGGUGGCCAUCUGGGGUGCAGGUCCAGUUGGGCAGAUGGCAGCAGAAUUCAGCUUCAUCAAUGGUGCCAGCAGGGUGAUAUUGAUAGACGGCGGGUUGGGAGCAUGGCGGCUUGACUUUGUCAAGAAGUACGCACCCAAACUCGAGACCAUUGACUUCACGAAGCUGCCCAAGGGUGAGACGGUCCGCACGACGUUGAAGAAAAUGUGUGACAACCGCGGGCCUGAUGUUGCGAUCGAAUGCGCCGCUGGCGAAUAUACACAAGGAUGGGCCCAUUACUUUGAAACCAUGCUGGGUAUGGAGACAGAUACGUCCGAGCUUGUCAACGAGAUGAUUACUUCUGUCCGGGCAUAUGGACGUUGCGGUAUCACUGGUGUAUAUGCUGGCUUCACAGGAAUCCGCCUGAUCGGUAACGGGCAGGCACCCAUACACAAGUACUGGGAGUAUCUCUUGCAGCUCGUCCAAGAGGAGAAGAUCCGUCCUCUAGACAUGGUGACCCACCGCUUCAAGCUUGACGACCUGGAGAAGGUGUACUCCCUGUUCAAUAAGCGAGAGCCUGGCCUGCAGAAGGUUUUCAUCCAGACGAAAUUCUCCGCACCCCCUUCAGCAGGCACCCCAGCCUUAACGGAGCUGUGA
This is a messenger RNA of Rasamsonia emersonii CBS 393.64, 1299 nucleotides long. Its product is annotated as S-(hydroxymethyl)glutathione dehydrogenase. NCBI's taxonomy places the organism in Eukaryota, Fungi, Ascomycota, Eurotiomycetes, Eurotiales, Trichocomaceae. The record is from RefSeq and is a predicted model, not a curated record. Bases 1 to 1299 code for a protein of 432 amino acids. The transcript is spliced from 5 exons. Gene Ontology annotation, molecular function: oxidoreductase activity; zinc ion binding.